AGUACAGAAUGCCAAAAUCCUGCAUCCUUGACAGACGGUAGUAUUCUAGAAGCUUUCAUUCAAACGCUUUCACUUGAAAGAACUUGUGUUAGUCAUCCAUCACCAACCCUUUUAUCUAAAACCUUUUGAAUGUUUUCUAAAAAGGUUUUAGAAAAGCUUGCCAGAAUCUAAAAGGUUUUCAAUUAGUCAUCAGUCAUGAGCUCUCAGAGAUAAGAUGUUUAAACCUUCCUCUCACGAUAUGUUGAUGUAUUUCCAAAAUGGCAGCUUGUAACAGUGGCAGCAGCAAUUCAGCUGCUCAGAUUGAGAAACCAAAGAGAUCAAGUAACUGGACCGAGGUUGAAACAAGUGCUCUGAUACGUAUAUGGAAUGAAUAUUUAUCAGACCUCCGAACAGCCAAGAGAAAUGCAAAAGUGUAUGAAAAAAUAGCUGAAGAAUUUUUUGAAGCUACUGGGAUAAGUCGUGAUAAGGACCAAAUCAGAACCAAAGUUACUAAUUUGACCUUUCAAUACAGAAAACUCAAAGCUACGUGUGGAAAUGUUGCCUCAUCUUCAUACUGGCCAUAUUAUGAAGCUAUCCACAGGAUGCUUACUCAGUUCCCAGGACAGGAUGAAAUCAAUAUAUCUGACAGUGUACUACAGAUUCCUUCAGUUUCCAAAUCAGAAGCUCCUUCAUCCCCACAAAAACCAGCUUCACUUCCAAACAUAUCUGAUGACGUCUUGAUAUCAGAGGGAAGUUCUUGUGAGUCCGACCUCGUGGACAAUUCAUCCAGUUUUCAUUCUUCGCAACUCAGAUAUGAAUCACAACCAAUUAAAAAAAGGAAAACAUCAAAUGCUGACUUGCACAAGAAGCGUAUAAGACUAAUGGAAUCAAUGCUGGUAGAGCAAAAGAAAAUCAGUGCAGCCGUGGAAGAAACAAAUCGAGAGGUGCAGAGAAUCCUUGAUCAACAAACUCUCCUACUAAAUCAAAGCUUGCAGCUGCAGAAGCAUAUGUUACAUUUGUUAGAAAAAGUAGUUUGCCAGCAUGGUGCAAGAAAAACAAGUGUUUUUUAGUAGUCUGCCACUAUUUAGAUACCUCAAUUAUAAAUUAAGGGAAGUUAAAAUGAGUAUGUAUAUGGUCAAUUACACAUAUUAUGUCCAAAGUUUUAUUUGUAGUAUCCUUACACUCAACACAGGUGCUUCAUGAAAAUAAUUUUAACUCAGUCAAAACAGGUCCUGCUAGCAAUUCUGCCCACUCCCCCACACCCACAAGAUCUGUUUGAUCGUCAGUCUAUUUGUUUACUUACAGGAAACAACAGUGAUGUUACACUUCCCGUGCUGUAAGCCACAUUGCUGUUUCUAGCUUUGAAUUUUUGCAAGGGAUCUGAACUAAAACUUUCAUAUCCAGCAACAGCAUGCUUUAAAUCAACAAACUUCAACUUUUUCAAGAAUUUCCAUUGCUUACAAGACUUUAAAAGCAUUCUCAAGCAGACAUAUUAUCUCUUUGUAAACUGAUAAUACAACUAGUGUUUUACUAUGGCAUAUUCUUAGGGCACAGUGGUGAUGUCUCCAUCUCUGCGCCAUGAGGCCUGGGCUCAAGUCCGACCUGCUCUGGAGGUGUGAAAAACAUCUCUGAACAGAAUGAUUAGGAAAACACCAAUGGUGUGCUGUUUCGGUAUCUUGCUACAUCUAACUGGUUCUACUUACUAUAUAGCCUGUAAAUAAAUCUGACCAAGUCAUUUUAACUAAUUCAAUUGUGUGGUUU
Chiloscyllium plagiosum (whitespotted bambooshark) is the source of this 1740-nucleotide messenger RNA. RefSeq names its product Myb/SANT-like DNA-binding domain containing 1 (gene msantd1). The record is from RefSeq and is a predicted model, not a curated record. Lineage: Eukaryota; Metazoa; Chordata; Chondrichthyes; Orectolobiformes; Hemiscylliidae. Gene Ontology annotation, cellular component: nuclear body. Gene Ontology annotation, biological process: positive regulation of DNA-templated transcription.